Mesocricetus auratus (golden hamster) is the source of this 10635-nucleotide messenger RNA. It is a transcript of the gene Map3k9, whose product is annotated as mitogen-activated protein kinase kinase kinase 9. Lineage: Eukaryota; Metazoa; Chordata; Mammalia; Rodentia; Cricetidae. The transcript is spliced from 12 exons. The record is from RefSeq and is a predicted model, not a curated record. Gene Ontology annotation, molecular function: protein binding; ATP binding; JUN kinase kinase kinase activity. The coding region runs from base 131 to 3436 and encodes 1101 amino acids. Gene Ontology annotation, biological process: protein phosphorylation.
CCGCCAGCCCGGGUCCUACCUGCGGCGGCCGUCGGGGGCGCGGAGCCCCCAGCGCUGCCGAGCCGCAUGAACAAUAGGCGGCGGCGGCUCCUGCGGGCGGCCGCCCCGCACCCUAUGGACCGGCCGCUCCAUGGAGUCCUCCAGAUCGUUUCUCGGCUGCUUGGCGAGCGCCGCUGCCGCCCCGCCGGGGGAGGAUGCCACGGGCACAGGGGCCGAGGAGGAGGAGGACGAGGAGGAGGCGGUGGCCACAGAGCUGGGCUCCCACGCCGCGCUGCCUUACUGGACGGCUGUAUUCGAGUACGAGGCGGCGGGCGAGGACGAGCUGACCCUGCGGCUAGGCGAUGUGGUAGAGGUGCUGUCCAAGGACUCGCAGGUAUCCGGCGACGAGGGCUGGUGGACCGGACAGCUGAACCAGCGGGUGGGCAUCUUCCCCAGCAACUACGUGACCCCGCGCAGCGCCUUCUCCAGCCGCUGCCAGCCCGGCGCCGAGGACCCCAGUUGCUACCCGCCCAUUCAGCUAUUAGAGAUUGAUUUUGCGGAGCUAACCCUGGAGGAGAUCAUCGGCAUUGGGGGUUUUGGGAAAGUUUAUCGUGCUUUCUGGGUAGGCGAUGAGGUCGCUGUGAAAGCAGCUCGCCAUGACCCCGAUGAGGACAUCAGCCAGACCAUAGAGAAUGUUCGCCAAGAAGCCAAGCUCUUUGCCAUGCUGAAGCACCCGAACAUCAUUGCCCUCAGAGGGGUGUGCUUGAAGGAACCCAACUUCUGCUUGGUCAUGGAAUUUGCUCGUGGAGGGCCUUUGAACAGAGUGUUAUCUGGGAAGAGGAUUCCCCCAGACAUCCUGGUGAACUGGGCUGUGCAGAUUGCCAGAGGGAUGAACUACCUACAUGAUGAGGCCAUCGUCCCCAUCAUUCACCGAGACCUUAAGUCCAGCAACAUAUUGAUCCUGCAGAAAGUGGAGAAUGGAGACCUGAGUAACAAGAUCCUGAAGAUCACUGACUUUGGGCUGGCUCGGGAAUGGCACCGGACCACCAAGAUGAGUGCGGCAGGGACAUACGCUUGGAUGGCACCUGAAGUCAUCCGUGCUUCCACGUUUUCCAAAGGCAGUGAUGUGUGGAGCUAUGGAGUGCUGCUUUGGGAGCUGCUGACUGGCGAGGUACCCUUCCGAGGCAUUGAUGGCUUAGCAGUGGCUUAUGGAGUGGCCAUGAACAAACUCGCCCUUCCUAUUCCUUCUACAUGUCCAGAACCUUUUGCCAAACUCAUGGAAGACUGCUGGAAUCCUGACCCCCACUCACGUCCAUCUUUUACGAGUAUCCUGGACCAACUCACGACCAUAGAAGAAUCUGGUUUCUUUGAGAUGCCCAAGGACUCCUUCCACUGCCUGCAGGAUGACUGGAAACAUGAGAUUCAGGAAAUGUUUGAUCAACUCAGGGCCAAAGAAAAGGAGCUCCGCACCUGGGAGGAGGAGCUGACACGGGCUGCGCUCCAGCAGAAGAACCAGGAGGAGCUGCUGCGCCGUAGGGAGCAGGAACUGGCGGAGCGGGAGAUUGACAUCCUAGAACGAGAGCUCAACAUCAUCAUCCACCAGCUGUGCCAGGAAAAGCCCAGGGUGAAGAAACGCAAGGGCAAGUUCAGGAAGAGCCGCCUGAAGCUCAAGGAUGGCAACCGCAUCAGCCUCCCCUCCGAUUUCCAGCACAAGUUCACGGUGCAGGCCUCCCCCACCAUGGAUAAAAGGAAGAGCCUCCUCAGCAGCCGAUCGAGCCCUCCUGCAAGCCCCACCAUCAUCCCGCGCCUUCGAGCCAUCCAGUUAACACCGGGUGACAGUAAUAAACCCUGGGCCCGGAGCUCAGUUGUUCCAAAAGAGGAAGGGGAGGAGGAGGAGAAGAGGGCCCCGAAGAAGAAGGGCCGGACGUGGGGACCAGGGACUCUUGGGCAGAAAGAGCUCACCUCAGGAGAUGAAGGAUCCCCUCAGAGACGGGAGAAAUCUAAUGGCUUAAGCACCCCGUCCGAGUCUCCACACUUCCACUUGGGCCUCAAGUCCCUGGUAGAUGGAUACAAACAAUGGUCAUCCAGUGCCCCCAACCUGGGAAAGGGCCCCAGGAGUAGUCCUGCCCUGCCUGGGUUUACCAGCCUUAUGGAGAUAGAGGAUGAAGAUGGUGAAGGCCCAGGAAGUGGAGAGAGUCAUCUACAGCAUUCGCCCAACCAGUCCUACCUCUGUAUCCCAUUUCCUCGUGGAGAGGAUGGGGAUGGCCCCUCCAGUGAUGGAGUUCAUGAGGAGCCCACCCCAGUCAACUCAGCCACCAGUACCCCUCAGCUGACGCCAACCAACAGCCUCAAGCGUAGUGGGACCCACCACCGGCGCUGCGAAGCGGCUCUGCUUGGCUGUGGAGCUGUCCUGGCCGCCACAGGUCUAGGGUUUGACUUGCUGGAAGCUGGUAAGUGCCAAUUGCUUCCGCCAGAGGAGCCUGAGCCACCAGCCCGGGAAGAGAAGAAGAGGCGUGAGGGUCUUUUCCAGAGGGCCAGCCGCCCUCGUCGGAGUACCAGCCCCCCCUCCCGAAAGCUCUUCAAGAAGGAGGAGCCGACGAUGUUGCUAGGAGACCCCUCUGCCUCCCUGACACUGCUCUCUCUCUCCUCCAUCUCCGAAUGCAACUCUACCCGCUCGCUGCUGCGCUCUGACAGUGAUGAGAUCGUAGUGUACGAAAUGCCCGUCAGCCCAGUUGAAGCUCCACCCCUCACCUCGUGCACCCACAACCCUCUGGUUAAUGUCCGAGUGGAAAGCUUCAAGCGAGACCCCAAUCAGUCCCUGACUCCCACCCAUGUCACCCUCACAGCCCCCACGCAGCCCAGUAGCCACAGGCGGACUCCUUCUGAUGGGGCACUUAAGCCCACAGGGGCCCCUCCAGCACUGUCAAGCCGGAGCCCCUCCAGCAAUGGGAUGAGCCCCAGUCCUGGGACAGGAAUGUUGAAAACUCCCAGUCCCAGCCGAGACCCAGGUGAAUUUCCCCGUCUCCCUGACCCCAAUGUGGUCUUUCCUCCAACUCCAAGGCGCUGGAACACACAACGGGACUCCACUUUAGAGAGACCCAAGACCCUGGAGUUCCUGCCUCGGCCACGUCCUUCUGCCAACCGGCAACGGCUGGACCCUUGGUGGUUUGUGUCCCCCAGCCAUGCCCGCAGCGCCUCCCCAGCCAACAGCUCCAGCACAGAGACUCCCAGCAACCUGGACUCCUGCUUCGCCAGCAGCAGCAGCACUGUAGAAGAGCGGCCUGGACUGCCAGCCCUGCUCCCUUUACAGGCGGGGCCGCUGCCCCCUGCUGAGCGGACGCUUCUGGAUCUGGACGCAGAGGGGCAGAGCCAGGAUAGCACUGUGCCUCUGUGCAGAGCCGAACUGAACGCACACGGGCCUUCCCCUUUUGAGAUCCAGCAGGAGUUCUGGUCUUAGUGUAAAAAGGGUCAGGGUGGGCAAGGGGGAAGCCGGAGGAGAUGGAGGGAGCUGGCUGGCACAGCCCUGUCUCGGUGAGGCCCCCUGGGAUCCAGACCUCCUCCUUGCACUGCGAAUGCACUUUGAAGAUGGAAGGGAUGGGAGCAGGGCCAGCCACUUCAGAGGGUCUCCUGCCCUGUAGGAUCUUUUCUCCAUGUUCACUGGGGUGGGGGGUUGUGUCAGCUCUGGCUAUGUAGGAGAGGGAGGACUUGUCCCCACCCUCUGGUCUUCCUCACCUUUAGGGUGACACUGCAGAGUCACUUAGCCAAAUCUGUCCACUGCCUCUUCUCCUCAGCCAGAGCUGUCCUGGAGUCCCUUUGUCAACCCUGAGUUCCACUGUCCAUGUACCAGUACUGAUGUUCUGUGACUGAUUUGGUGUAUCUUCUGCUCUUCCUGUGACUUGGUGUCUCCUGUGGUAUGCAAUGAAUGUCUUGUGUCCUAAGUCUUCUUGUGCUAGCUACUGGGGACAGGUUGGCCUAUGGGGUCCAGAGGGCUUGGCAGACCUGGUACUGCCUACCUGUGUAAACCUCAGUGUGAACCGAGAGUACAGGGAGGGAGGAGAGAGGAGGCAGUCGGGAAGCAGUCAGGUUGGGUGGGAAGGGUGCCAGAGACACUCCUUGGUUUGCGUUUUAGAAACAAAGGCAGAAAUCAACACCUGUUGAAUGGCUCCAUCUACCCCCUUGGGUUCAGGCCACGGCGACACCAGGUUUGAGUCUAAGCAUAUUCAUCUCAGGAAUAGCUGUUUGGGAGGCAUACUCACUGAUGCCAGGUCUGAGGUCAGACAAAGCGCCUACAUGUACCUUUGGGACUCUGUUCUUUCCUCCAGUUCCUGGAAUGAGUGGCCUUUAGGUCAUAUGUGUCAGGGUAACAUAUGGGAGUGGGUGCUGGACCUUAGGGUGUGGAACUGUGGGGAUUUCUUCAUCGGACUCGUGCGUCUUGUGAUGCCCUUGCGGUAAAUGGAACCCUUAGUAAUAACCUUUGGGUGUAUGGAGGCAGUAGCGUGAUUCAGUUCUUCAGGUGCUUAGUGGUCUGUUGAUGGGCACUGACCGAGGCCACCUCUGUCUCAGUGCAUAGACAGCCCUUGUGCUGGGCCCUGCACUGUGAGCUGGACCCCCAGACCAGCCAGAGAGGCUAGUGCUGCCUUGUUUGGUAUUCGUUUCUUGAACUUGAAUACUGAGCUUCAUCUAAAGCUUUCUCACGUAUUUUCUCCACUGUCGGCUUCCUCUGAGUCCCUGUGUCGUAUGUGCACCAUGGCCCCUAUGUGACAGUAGCAGUCAGUCCCCAGUGGUGUGGGAGUCAGUCUGCAUGCUCCUCAUAUUUGCUGCCUGGAUGCCCAGAGGGGUUAGAGUGGUGUGCAUGGUACAGGUGACAGACUUCUCUGAAACUGAUAGGAACCCUGCCCUGGAAGCACUUGAGAGAUGACGUUGGUUUCCACAAGCUCUUUAUGAGCCCGUUUGUCCUUUGGCUUGACCCUGCCACCCCCUAGGCCCCGACAGGGAAGUGGAGCUGCUGAUACCAGCCAGGGUCUUGGUGUAGUAUCUCAUCUUUCCCCUUGGUCCCGUGAAAUGAGAAUAGAAGUGAUUACUCUUGUCCCUGUACCCUGACCGUUCAGAUCGGAGACAAGAGCUUGCGAGCCCUCUCGGUAGUCCCAACCAACCUAGUGAUGACGCUUCAUUCUUGAGGAGUAGAUAGUCUGUUGUGUACCCCUCCCCCCCCCCCCCCCGUUCCUAAGCCACAGUGUACACGUAUGCACACCGCAGCUGCACCGAGGCUUUGGGGGAGGCUGCAGCUGGCUCCAGCUGUAGGCACGGACUUUUCCUGUCCGUGUUUGAUUGUGGCCAUCUUUCUGGGAAGAUGUAGUGUUACAGGUGCAGUGUCCACCGUGGGACAACCACCUGCCAUUGAGCGGCAGGUGUAAUCUGGUUCUUGUGUCCACCCAGCGUUCAGAGAGAGGAAGGCCUUGCCAAAGAAAUGAUUGUACCUGAGAGAAGAGGAAGCAGGGCUGUGAGCAUGCGUUGAAACGGGGGGAUUUCCGGUUCUGGUCCUCCAAACCUGUGUGGUGCCGGGCUGGGAUACAUGCUAAGGAAGUCGCAGGUUGUGUGACUUAGGUGCCUUCCACCUGUGUCGCGGUUGGGAGCAGGCCUGGUGGCUGUGAACAAGCCCAGUGGAGUAGCAGCUUCUCCCUUUUCUUCCCUCAAAGACCGGCUUUCUGCUUAGUGUGGGGUUUGUUCUCCUGGAGCUGCUAACAGCAUCGGGACCGCUCUUUGCUGUGUCUCCUUGGGUCUUCAGUUCCCAGGACUUAUCUUUGCGGAAUCCCUAUGGUUAGGAACUGAGUAGAUGUCUCCAUCAUCCUUACGGCUGUUUCUAGAAGCUGUGGUGGAUGCUCUUAGCGUGGCGUUCUCCGAUAUCCCUGUGAUUUGGUAGGCAUCGUAACAAUAGCCCACAUUUGGACAACUGAGAACAGGGCUAGCUUUUCCUUCUUUACAGAAUGAUGUCAUUUUCCUUCACGUUCGACACGCUUGUCUCAAAGACGGACAGGCAGGCAGGCAGACGGACAGGCAGGCAGGCAGACAGACAGACAGACACUGUUUGGAUGAUUGAGUCUGGCUACCAGGCUCUGAGGCAGUACAAGUUGGUCCUAGUCCUCUGUUCUGCUUUUCUUGCAUGGCUUCGGUCCUGGGUCUUGACCCCUCUCAGGUUUCCUUGUAAAAAACCUUCCUCAUAUACUUCCCUUUCGAGGUCAGUGAAAUGCUGUGGCUCCCUGCCAACUCCAGGGGCAGCUUCUUCCCUUGCAGGAUGAGCGUGCUGAAGCUGACAGUGUGGUUCUCAACACCUUUGCCUCAGGGCAUUUGCCUUAGUUUUAUCCUUUGGCUUCUGGAAGAGGAGUGAUUUGGGGUUGGCCUAAGAUAACUAAUGGGCACCCAGGCCAGGCAUAUGCUUUUCUACCACAUUACAUAGUCCAGGUGACAACAGCAGCAUUUAUUUUCUAAUUCCCUCCCUCACUUAACCUGGUCAGCGGGUGUCCUUACCAUUUGUAAACGUUUUGUUGAGGAAAUGGGAGCUUGGUGACAGCGUCUGAAUGGCAGUUUGCUGUCCCUGCUUUCUGAGGAUCAUCCCUAGGGUCAGAUUUGAUAAGAGUUUGAAAUCAGGCCAAUUCUGGAAGAAUCUUUGGGAAAGGGGCCGCUAGCCCAUGGGACAUCAUUGCCAAAGUAUGAUGCGCCCCCACCCCCACAGAGUCCCUUUACCCUCAGGGUGUUUGUUGCUCAGGGACACAAGACAUUGCAGACUGUCUACUGUCUACACCUCGCCCUUACUUCAUAUUUUUGCCUUCAUGUUGUAGACAUUUUUUGCCCCAUCAGAAGGGCCACCUACCCACACCCAUCCACACCCAUGGCUGGGUCUCCCACACGCUAGGCAAAGACCUACCAAUAUCAAGCUUACUUGGGCCCUGAAGGCUGGGUGACUGUGAGUAGACACCUCAGGCUAUAAGUGUCCAUCUGUCCAUUGGUACGCCACCAUGGAUGCAGAACCCUUUUUUGAUCACCUGUUUAUUUGAUCAUGUGUCUUUGGGUUGGUGUGUGAGGAAUGGCACAGUCUGACUGGGUCAGAAGCACAUAUCUCAUUGCCUUCAGAAGGCCUGGGAGGAGAGGCAGGUCCUACUUGUUGGGGAAGUGCUGAACUUUUCCUAAGGGUUUGUGCAGACUGGAUUCAGUGGCAGAGGUAAGAGUUGCCCUCAGGGAGCUAUGGGUGGCAAGAACCUGGCAGCUUAAGGUGUCCGUUUUCAAGUUGCAAAUUUGCCAAUAUCUGGCCCUCAGGAGCCCUCCUGUGAGCUGGGGGUAAUGCUCACUUUUCCUGUUUAAAACCCUUCUAACCUUCAAGGCUACCGUCUUAGCUAGGUUCAGCGAUGCAUUCUUGGAAAUCUAACUACUUAGGAGACCGAAGCAGGACAGUUGCUUCAGUCCCAGAUGUGGUGUCAGUCUUGGGCAACAUAACAAGACCCUGUCUCUUCAGUGUGUGGAGCCCCAAGUCUCCACCAUGAAGAUUGUUUCCCUUGGUGGAGAACAGUGUGGAUGUACAGACGAUUGGAGGUCAAAGGCCAAUACUGGCCAUUUCAUGGGGCUCAGUCAUGUGUCACUUGUCAUUGUCCUCUCCUGAGAAUAACUCCUUGUCAGGAUGCAGUGGCUGUUGGGAACGCAUUUCUAGAUGGCAGAGCAUUAUGUUCCUGGUUCACAAAUCGCAGUGAGAUCUGCACGUACCAGGAGAAAGGCCUUUCUCCUUGCACUCUUCCUGGUGUUGCUGCUUGGACUCUCAACAUCUCCGGUACUGAGCUGAAGGGCAGGAACCAGGAAGGGGAAUCUUGUUUGAUUAAGGCUAGUUAAUGCAGGCCUAACUCGUCUACCCCAGACCUAGUUCCUGGCUGGCUCUGCAGACCGGGUGAGUUUCUUUUCCUUUUUCAUGAACUGUUUCCGGGUAUUCCCAUUCAUUGCCUUCUCUGUCCAUUUCUGGUCGUGGACCCUGGAGGCACCCGGGGCUCCCUAAGCUGCUGGAGAAGCUCUAGGCUGCCUUUUCAGAAUACUGGGUUCUCCUGAGCUCUGCCCUGGGACUGACUGCUCCUUCUUGCUUUCUUAUUGCCUCAGUCCCUGCCUUCCCUGGAGUCUUGUGUUGGAAAGAGAAGAUCCUGGGGAUUGGGGAAGUUGUCUGAGCUCCAUGUUGCUCUAGUUACCUUGCCCUCACUUCCCUUCUGAUUGCUCUGACACGCCCUUUAAUAUCAGGUGUGAACAUGACAGCUCGAUGGUGUCUCUGGGUGAGAAAUUCUAAUACGAAUCUAGGGUUCAAAGACCAGUCUUUCUUUCUGGGACAGGAAAGGCGGUAGCCCUACUCAGAGGUCAGAAUGGCUGUAAAGGAAGCCCUGACAUGUGAACACACCAUGGAAGUGAUACAUGGAAACUCAAGACCAGGUUUCAAGAGUCCUGCGUUACCCUCAUUCCUGAAAUCUUUCACACCUUGCUUCCUGCACAAGCAGCCAUAUGGCUGAGCACUGACCACGUCGUGGAUGGUUUUAUUAAUUUUGGUAUAGAAAAUUAUAUUGAAGUAUGGUUUAGCCUUUGAUUACUGCUUUUUUUUAAAAAAAUUAUUAUUUUUGACAUCCCCUUGAAAUUUGUAUCCAACACAAGUGCCUGGUUUGGGCCCUGCUUGCCUGUCUCCUGGAUCUCCAGAUAGGACUGUGGCGUUUGACAUAGGUUGUAUAUUGUGUUCUCGUUACCACCCCACACAGCACGUUCUGUGUCAUCCCCUGGGAGCGCUUGCAUUCAAAUACAAUGGUGAGACACCUAGUUCUUACAGUUGGCACUGUAGCUGGGUGACUUUGCCUUCCUUCCUGUUCUGGCUGCCUUUCGGGCUCUUGGAAGCCACUUUCUGGAUGCUAGUGUGUUCCAGAAGGAAAGUGAUCAUGCAGAGAGAAGCCUGUACAUUCUUUACCUUCUCUGGGAAUUCUAGAAGUGAAUAGACAAAACUCUUUCACCCAAGAUCUCAGAAGGGAGUGAAUGGAGGCUUUUCUGUUGCUCCCCCCCCCACGUUAAGUUUUGCAGUCUCUUCCCCUACCCAGCAAGCCUUCUAAUAGUUCCUUCACGCCCUACCAGUGUCGGCUUCACUGCCAUUAUUACCCUCCUCCAUCGUCAUUUCACUCAUGACAUUUAUUCUACCUCCAGUUUGAAGGCCACGUCUGCUAUGGCUUUUAUUUUUUAUUUUUAUUAGUAGUAUUACUUUGGACAGGAUCUCAUAUGGCCCAGACAGGCUUUAAACUUGCCAUAUAGCCCAGGAUGACCUUGUAUUUCUGGUCCUUCUGCCUCCACUUGCUAAUUGCUAAGAUGACAGACAUAUAACAUUGUUUUCUUCAUUACUGUCAGAAUGAGACAUGGGUUUAUCCUGGCCCAGAUAUGGAGUUGAAUGAUAAAUCUUAAGGAACCACUAAAUCUUCCACGUAGGAGGCUGGACAAAUAUGCAGACAUUUUGUGAUUUCUUACAGUACUUCCCCGAAUUGGUGGGUAUUGCCUACAUCCAAGAAUGUGUGAGCAGACACGGGGUGUUCAUACUGCUUGCCUGAAUCACAGAGCUGAGAAGCGAGUCACUGCUCUGCUCUGUUUAAGAUAUGAAUUUAGUCUGUGGGUGCCUUUCUAGACCACUGUGGAAAAGCCUUGAGAUGACAUUAGCCCGGUUUGGACCGUGGAGGUUCUGGAAUUACCCUCUUCCUACGGAGUUGUGUCCCCUGGCUGACCUGUGAUAUCCCCAGAGCUCAGCAAACUUCAUUUUUUGCUGAUGGUGGCUCUUUCUCCUUCUCAGUUCUGCAGGGAUUCUGAGCUCACUGGGAUGUCUGGAUCUCCCUUCCCUCCCAGCAUCACUGAAGGCUCUGUCUCUUUCCUGUUUCCAGCUCAGAGUUUCCCUGAUGUUGCUCCUCACUGUAGUUCCGCUCCCCUUUGUUUUCAAUUCUUUGAAUUUGGAAGCUUAUUCCAGCUCCUGUCUUCUAGGGAGGGAUGCUGUGGCCCCUCUGUCACCAUGAGCCUUGGUCCCAGCUGCAGCAAAGCAGGGAGGUGGUGAACCCACGAAUGUUCUGCUUCCCCUGUCCCCCAUCUGUCUCACUUGUUCAUAACUACAGCGCCACAGACAGCGUCUGAGGCUGAUGGAGGGCAGGUGUGGGGGCAAAGGCCUCAAGGUUGCAGGAGAGGCAUUGGUUGGGCUCUGGUUUUCUGAAAAAGUUUUCUUGGGGCUUUCUCCCUUAGGACCCUUGAGUCUAGAAAGUAAAGUGAAAGCUCUGUUUGUUUCGUCCUCCAAUAUCUAACUACAAAUUUCCUAUGCCGGUUUCUUCCCUUCUCUGUGUAUCCUGAGUCCCUCCUUGAGUUCCUAUUUCCUUUGGAAUUUAAAUUAUUGUGUGUUGUCAGAAAUAUUUAAAGAGGGAAAUGUCCUGAAGGAAGCGUAUUAUCAGGUUCUUUCCUCUGGCUUUUUCUUUUCAUUUCUUUCAAGGUACUGUACAUUGUUAACGAGGGAUGCCAAGCAGGCUUGGUUCAGUGGCCAAGCCUCCCACUGUAUUACAGUGUAAUGCUGAUCUUGGCCUGGUCCCAACACCAGGGCUCUCAGAGACUUGAAUAAAACUGUCAUAAUGGUUA